Molecule: messenger RNA, 2464 nt
Organism: Linum trigynum
Lineage: Eukaryota; Viridiplantae; Streptophyta; Magnoliopsida; Malpighiales; Linaceae
Source: the annotation of a GenBank genome assembly
UACACAUUUUGCUAAUUAGGUAGGUUUGCCAACUUAAAUAGAGGACCGACCACCAAAAACCCACCUCCACCGUCUCCAAACAUUCACGCUUCAAUCCAAUUUUGUCCACAUUUCUUCUUUGCAGCUUUCUUUUUCAGUUUUUUUUUUUUUUUCCAUCUUUUUCAGUUUUGCUCAUACUCUAUUCUCCCUCCAGCUCUACCGGCAGCCAUGGCCCAUGAAAAGCGUGGAGCCCACCACUGAAAAUGUUCGUUUCCGUACUGGGCCCAGGACAAAUCAGGCCGUACCUUUACACGUCUCACUUUUAUAAAAAUAAUAAUAUUCUGCCUCCAUUUUUUUAUUUAUAAAAGCUAACCAACCCGUCUAUCUUCUCUCCGUAGAAAGAAAGCAAAGUACCACCCACCAGCCACUUCCUCACUCCCCUGUUUCUGCUUCUUCGUUCCCUCUCUUUCUGCCUCCGACACAUGAGAGAAGGAGCUGGACAAUCGUGCGUGAGAAGAAUCAGCUGCCUGUGCCAAGUCUGUUCCCGCCCCAGAUUACGAUUACGAUGGACGCCCCAGAUUUGUCGCCCCCGCCCCACGUGGACGCAUCCAGGCCCUCCCUCGGAUUCCCGCUGGGGACUGCUCUGCUUCUCGUCGUCAUCUUCAGCCUGAGUGGCAUCUUCUCCUGCGGCUACCACUGGGACAAGCUCCGCUCCCUCCGCCGCGGAUUUUCGCGUGACCCCGCCGCCGGCGAGGAUCUGGACAUUGAAGCUCCGCCCUUCAAACCCAUGCCUCCCCACUUUGAUGUGAAGCCGAGUAAAGAAGAGAGCCUGCCGGUGGUGAUGCCGGGGGAUCGAAUUGCAAAGUUCAUGGCAUUGCCGUGUCCGUGCCAGCCGGCCAGAGCAGAGAGAGUGGUGCUCAAAGUGGAGAAGAAGCCUCCCUCUAAGCCGCCGCGGAUUGCGGUGCCUUUCUAUUAGGAUUCUUUCUUUCUAUAUAAUAAUAAUGCUCAUUAAUUUAGUUGAUGAUCAUUUCAAGGAAUCGAAUGGGGUCUGGGAUAAUCGUAAUUGGUUUUUUGGGUGGAUUACACAGAGUUGGAUGAUCUUUCACCUUAUUAGCAGUUUUGUUGUGUGUGGAAAAAAGAAAAAGAACAAGAAGAAUUCCGACUGUUCCACUUCAUCCCUCUUGAUUGUUGGUAUUCCGGCCAGUAACUCUAGUAAUAAUGGGGGAAGCUUUCUUUCAAUUAUUCGAUGGGGGUUACAGCUGCCAAACCAAUAUUCGCGCCAUAGGUGAUCUUGCAACAGCAUUAAAUAAGGCAUGACGGGGGAUUUUGGUCUCAGAAGUUUGGAGAAAGGAGAAAGAUAGCAUCAAUCAGAAAGUCGAAGUAAAGUACUGGAUCGCUCCACUAAGGGCGGUUCGAUGCGGUGCGGCUUGGCAUUAUGCAGAGAUUGUAACAUAGGCAUAAACAAAUAUAGCAGCGAGACAUCCGCCAUUCUGAACUUGCCUCCAGUUAGCACCGGCUAUUUGGUCUGGACUGUUUGGUUUUACUCGGAACGGGAUCGUAUAAUCCGGACCGGGAUUGGACUAGGAUCGGAUAACAAACAAUCCAAUAUCAUAUUUGGGCUUAGAUUUGAGGUAAAAAACCAGAAUAAAGAUCGGAUAAGGGACCCCCAACACCUAAAAUCAAGAUCAAAUUAGGAACGGACCGGGUUAAGACCGGACCGGAUCAAGACCGGAUUGUAUCCUAUCCAAUCUUUGGUCCUUAUAUUCCCGAAAAAACCGGACUCGGACCGGAUCAAUUUGGUCCAAUUUAACCAGACCAGACCGUAUAGCCACCCCUGCCUCCAGUAUGGGAACGGAUCAGGUCAGUAACCUUAUGGUGAGUAAUCAUGGUUAACCUGCCUACAUCACCAUGACAUUAGUAUCCCUCUCUCCUGGAAAGCCUUUAAUUUUCUCCUCCUUAAUCUCUGACGGACGAUUUCUCACACGUUUUAAGUCAAAAUUUAAUUUUUUGCACAGUUAGAUCAGAUUAAUUGUGCUCUUCAAAAUGAUAUCCACUUUGAUAUAUUUUUCGAACAAAAAAAAUUGAGUCAUUUUUUACCAGUCUAUACCAUAUGGUAUUGACUGGUAUUGAAAUAAGAGCAUACCUAUGGUUUGAAAAAUGUACCAUGGUGGUAUGAACAAACCAAGAAUGUAGAAUGGUUGAAUACAUGAUAGUAAAAAUAUAUUAACUGUUAUUUACGACUUUUAACAUUGUGUACCAUAAGAUACCACCCCGUACCAGGGCGGUAUUGUAUGGUAUUGUGUGAUAUUUUUUGGUCCUGUAAUUUGUUCACCCAGAAAUUUGUAGAUCCAAUAGAUCAUGAUGAACUCGUCCCUUUUGUGCAAACGGUUUCAUAAACGAAUUAAAAACGAAGAAGAUACCAUAUGGUAUGCAGUUGGUACCGAGAGGCCAUAAUUUUUUCUUCUAAAAAAAUAUUGAAAAUUGA